CACACACACGUAGUGUUUGUACGACUUAACACACUUAUUUAAGGUGGAGCACAGCUGGUUCCAGGAUGGGCAGGAUAAUCUUCUUCGAGGACAAGAGCUACCAGGGUCGCCGGUACGAGUGCGACAGCGACUGCACCGACUUCCACUCCUACCUGAGUCGCUGUAACUCCUGCAGGGUGGACAGCGGGACCUGGGUGAUCUACGAGAGGCCCAACUACGGGGGGUACCAGUACGUCCUGACCAGAGGAGACUACCCCGACUACCAGAGCUGGGUCGGCCUCAGCGACAGAGUGCACUCCUGCAAGAUGAUUCACUUCGCCAACGAGGAUCCUCAGAAGAUCCAGCUCUACGUCAAAGCAGACUUCGCCGGUCGUGUGUUCGAGGCGCUGGAGGACUGUCCCUCGGUGCUGACGGACUUCCACUGGAGGGAGGUGCACUCCUGCAGGGUGCUGGGGGGCUGGUGGGUUUUCUACGAGCACGCCAACUACAAGGGCCGCCAGUAUCUGCUGGGAAAGGGCGAGUACCGCAAGCCGGUGGACUGGGGCGCCAUGUGUCCCACGGUGCAGUCUUUCAGGAGGCUGACGGAGUAAAGUCUCUCCUCUAAAUCCCCUGAUUCAAGAUUCAGCAGCUUAAAUAAAACUGACAACGAGAA
This is a messenger RNA of Eleginops maclovinus (Patagonian blennie), 652 nucleotides long. RefSeq names its product gamma-crystallin S-like. Gene Ontology annotation, biological process: visual perception; lens development in camera-type eye. Lineage: Eukaryota; Metazoa; Chordata; Actinopteri; Perciformes; Eleginopidae. Gene Ontology annotation, molecular function: structural constituent of eye lens. The record is from RefSeq and is a predicted model, not a curated record.